AUGGCUGCUGCUGUGAGCUUUUCCCGCCGAAUACACAUACUCAUGCUUCUGUACUACUAUUCCAUAUGGUCUCUGCACCCGCCUCGUGCUACCUCGCAUUCUUUCAGCUUCAACUUCUCCCAGCCCGGUGGCUAUGACGCCCAAGAUUUCAGUUUCGAGGGCGAUGCAUACUACGACUCCCAGUCUCGGAGGAUCGAGCUGACAAAAGGCGGCGGGAGUCCAAACAUCCAAAACAGCGUGGGCCGAGCAUUGCACGCGCAGCCGGUACCGCUGUGGGAUGUCGACACUGGUGAGCUCACCCGGUUCACCACCUCCUUCACUUUCCGAAUCAAGGUAAAUGGUCCUGUCAGUGGCGAUGGCUUGGCUUUCUUCCUCGGGCAUUAUCCUCCGACAAGCAUUCCUGAUCCCCUCGACAACGGCAAGAACCUUGGACUCUUUAACCGAAACGUCAGCACGGUCGCGACUGGCGAUGAACGAGCGGUGGCGGUUGAGUUUGACACUUUCUUGAACCCCGGCAUCGACACCAGCGGCAGCCACAUGGGCAUCGACGUUAACUCCAUCAUCUCGCGGGCGUACACCAACGUGACAGUGCAUGGCAAGAACUUAACAGCCGGCCUGCCUAUGACUUGCCAUAUCAGCUACGGAAACGACACAAAAAUACUAGCCGCCGUUCUCCAGAUCGGCGACGUCACCUACCAUGUGAAUACAAGUGUUGACCUGCGUCAGCUCUUGCCCAAUGUUGUGUCCAUCGGCUUCUCGGGUGCUACUGGCGUGGCGGUCGAGCUACACCAAAUAAUGUCCUGGUCAUUCAACUCUACCUUGGAUCCGUCGCCUGCACGGAAGAUUUUGUGGAAACAAAUAGCAGUGGUAACUGGGCCAAUUAUUGGAGUUAUUGCAAUCGUGUGCUCCUUUGUUGGAGUCCGUCGAUGGCAGCUGUGCACAAGAAAGAAGCCAUACAAAGCUCUCGCGAAUGGCCGUAAACAUAUUGGGUAUCAUAAGCUGGCACGUGCGACCAAAAAAUUCGCAGAAGAAAACAAGCUUGGUCAAGGAGGUUCUGCCUUUGUUUAUCGGGGCCUUUUGAAAGGUAGCCAGGUGGCUAUAAAGAGAUUCAAGCUGGUUCCAUCGGGCGAGGGGAGGAAGGCGUUCGAGGAUGAACUCAUGAUCGCUAGUCGCCUACGGCAUAAGAAUCUUGUCAAGUUGAUAGGCUGGUGCUACGAUGGCCAGAGGAACCUGGUUGAGUUCAUCUGCUGGUGGUGGGACGAAAGGCACGAGAUUAUCCUCAACCUAGGUUCUGCACUACAAUACCUCCAUGUAGAUUGCGAGCAAGAUCAACAGUGUAUCGUACAUGGUGAUAUCAAAUCGAGUAACAUAUUACUUGGCUCUUCGUCUGUUGCCAAGUUAGGUGACUUCGGAUUGGCAAGAUUCGUUCACCACGAAACCGGGUCACAGACCACAAAUGUUGUACAGGGCACUUUUGGAUACAUAGAUCCUGUGUUCAUUGACACGAGCAAACGGAAUAGGGAGUCAGACAUCUACAGUUUCGGCAUCGUCCUACUAGAGAUGGUCUCUGGAAGGAACCCAACAGAUCAGGAUAUGCCUCCAUUGUCCACAUGGGUAUGGAGUAAGUACAACGGGAAUGUGAUCCUGGAGGCCGUAGACGAAAGGCUGAUGAACGGCCAGUCUACUAAUGGCCUUCAGCAGAUGAAGCAUGCACUACUCAUCGGACUCUUGUGCGCGCACCAGGACCCGAGCAGCCGACCGUCCAUCACCGACGCCAUGAAUGUCCUUGGAUCGGAUUCCGAGGAGCUGACACUGGACAUCACUCCCCUAGAGGCGGUGACACACUCACUGCCAUUAUCUUUGUAG
Aegilops tauschii subsp. strangulata is the source of this 1866-nucleotide messenger RNA. RefSeq names its product L-type lectin-domain containing receptor kinase IX.1-like. Gene Ontology annotation, biological process: protein phosphorylation. Gene Ontology annotation, molecular function: protein kinase activity; carbohydrate binding; ATP binding. NCBI's taxonomy places the organism in Eukaryota, Viridiplantae, Streptophyta, Magnoliopsida, Poales, Poaceae. The record is from RefSeq and is a predicted model, not a curated record.